UAGAUGCAGGAGGGGUGAGAGAGUUCGAAAUUCCAUAGCGCAGCAAUCCUUAUUUUGAUCCGCUACAAUGCUUUUAUAUUAUUUAUUUAGCUCCAAAGUAUAUAGAAGAACGAUUAAGGAGCUGCUUUAUUCCGUUUUUAAUCAAUGAUUUACCCGAAAGAAAUGAGUUUAUAUUUGAUACUAACCCUACCCUGUAGCUCAAAUAGAUUGGUCAUAAGAAAGUCUCUCACAAAUGUGCUUGUUUUCAUAGUAUACUGAACGUUCAGCGCCAUGAAUCCUAUAGUGGUGGAUCCGAACAAUCCCGGAAGAAUUUCUCUGGCUUAUCGAGACCUCACUGAACUGCCUACAGAUUGGGAUGGAAAAUUUGACGACAUAACUGUUCUGGAUUUAAGCCAUAAUAAUUUGACUGACUUUCAAUUUUUACAGGAUUUCCCGUAUCUCAACACAUUAAUUCUGGACAAUAAUAACCUAACAAAUCAUGUGAAAUUUCCACGCAUGAAGUCACUUCACACACUGUGGGUAAACCAGAAUAGAAUUACAAAUCUGAGUUCUUUUAUUGAGACUGUAGCAAAAUGCUUCCCGAAUUUGAAGUACUUUAGCAUGAUGAACAAUGAGGCUGCCCCAAGUUAUUUUAAUGGAGGAACCUACCAGCAGUACAAGGAUUACAGAUGUUAUGUUAUAAGUCAUCUUCCAAGUUUACUGGUUCUUGAUGACCAUGCCAUUGAUGCGGAUGAGAGAGAAGAGGCUCGUAAAGUAUAUGGCAAUAGAAGAGUGUCUGUAAGCUCAAAGAAAGUUAGUAAAAAACACAAAGAAAAGAAAAAGAAAGAUGUGGAAUAACAUUUGCAUUUGGCUUGAUUAUUACUUCUAGAACAGCUUAAAAGUAAUUUACCUGCUUUCUUAUAUAAUGUUCGAUUGGAGUGUAUGGCUUAUGAGAUGUGGGUAAACAAAUUUUUGCACCAAAUCAAUGGAUAGGAACUGGAAUGUCCUAAUAAACUGUUAUUUUUUGAUUGAAGAAAAAAAAUAGAGUAAAUGCAAUUUUUUUGUUAAAUUUUCAUACUGACUAUUUCCAAAGGAAAUCUGUAUUUUAUAGACAAAUAUAUUUAUAGUAGCUAAGGAUACAAAAAGAUAUAUGAUAGAGAAAACAUAUUAGAGUAGUAGCCAUAUAAAUAAAAUCUACUGUUUAUUGAA
Messenger RNA from Pocillopora damicornis (cauliflower coral), 1188 nucleotides. Its product is annotated as leucine-rich melanocyte differentiation-associated protein. Gene Ontology annotation, molecular function: protein binding. The record is from RefSeq and is a predicted model, not a curated record. NCBI's taxonomy places the organism in Eukaryota, Metazoa, Cnidaria, Anthozoa, Scleractinia, Pocilloporidae.